CCGAGAGCUGUAGACAGAUAGCGUGAGACUGGGCGCCUUAAUUGCCAUAAAGCUGAUAACGUAGAUUAACUGUGAAUAUACAUGGCUAAUAUAACCUUUUCAAGGGUCUCACUUAUUAUAUGACCCGCGAACUACACGCAAAAACCCUCCCAAAUGUUUGCUUUAUAUACUAGAGCCUGAUAAUUAAGGCAAUUCAACCUAGUUCUAUAACGCCUAGACACAACUCCUGGGUUCCCAUCGACCUUAGAUAUGGAUUCGCAAGAUUCGGCCACUCGUCCAUUUAGAGUCAUCGUCGUCGGUGGUGGUAUUGCUGGCCUUAUGGCUUCUAAUUGCCUACAACGAGCGGGUAUCGAUCAUGUCGUCCUCGAGAAGCGCGCGGAGAUUGCGCCUGCUGAAGGUGCUAGCAUAAGUGUAUAUCCGAAUUCUACACGAAUAUUGCACCAGAUCGGCUGUCUAGAAACGGUCGAAUCAGCAGGCGCACCGGCAAAUAGAGUAAAACUCCGACUACCGGAUGGGACUAUUAUAUCGGAUAUUGACUUAUUUGAGCACCUUAAAGAGAACCAUGGAAACUCUGGGGUCAUAAUUGAACGGCGAAGAUUGCUGCAAAUACUUUACGAUAACCUCCCUACCAAGUCACUGGUUAAGCUGGGUUGCUCCGUUAAACGGUUAAGACACGUUGAGGAUGAUAUCGAAGCUGUCCUUGCGGAUGAAACGGUUGAGAUAGGUGACAUGGUAAUCGGCUGCGACGGAGUGCAUAGCUCUGUCAGGAGCAUGAUGUGGGAUUAUGCAAACAAAACUAUCCCUGGUAGUGUUACGAUGAAGGAAAAGAUGUGCAUGAAGGCAAACUGGAAGGUUCUCAUUUUAGUCGGGCCUACUAUGCCAGAGAUUGGGCGUGAUACUCAUUUCGUACACAACACGCACUUUUCCUUUACGGUCAUAUCACAACCAGACCACGUAUUUACGUUUGUGACCUUUCGUCUCAAAGAACCGGUCAUAUGGCCGAGGAGAAUGUUCUAUACCGCUCAAGAUGCCGAGCAUCUAGCUGAGACAGUAGCCUCCUAUCCUGUUUGCGAGUCACUGCUAUUCGGAGAGUUGUGGCGUAAGCGCGAGCGCGCCUCUCUCGUAAACAUCGAGGAGGGUGUGCUAAAUAAAUGGCACUGCGGCCGAAUUGUCCUUGCUGGAGAUGCUGCUCAUAAGUUUACUUUCCACAUGGGUUUCGGGGCCAAUUCCUCAAUUGGGUCUAUUGCAACUCUUUGCAACCAGCUAAAGAGGGAGAUUGUAUCUCGCAACGAGCCAAGUCUAUCCCCAAGUACGCUGGAACGCAUAUUUGAAUCCUACCAGACUAAGCGCUACGCACGGAUGAAGACGAUCAUGGAUCUAUCUCUCUUUAGCACAAGAAUCCUGACUUGGGAUACUUUACUGACUAAAUUACUCUCCCGAUGGAUUUUCCCAUGGCUCCCCGAACGAUAUCUAACUGAUCAAUUCAGCAAGAUUAUUAAGGGGGAGCCCAAGCUUGAGUAUAUCGGGACGGGUAAUUUUCCACGUGGCCGGCUGACAUGGGAAGAUGAAGUGACGACUGGUGAUUCUGAAGAUGAAGAUUUAGAAUAAGAGCUUGUUUCUAUGCCCGAGUGCCUUAAGAGAGAGUGAAAUACCGUAGCUAUUUAUUUCUGCAUCAACAUAGAUGGAAGAUUAAGCUACAAUAUAAGCAUUCCUCUAGUACAUCUACCGUACUUUCUAGUAGAAUCUAUGUCGGAGCAUCGAUUACUAUUUGCACAUUCUUUCAGGGGCUUGAUAGAACCUAACCUCUUAAAUACUUACCUAAUAAUCGCUACUAUUCGUGUUUCUACUGGGUACAUAUAAAGCGUCACUGAAAGAGACUAUGUGCUUGAUAUAGACUACACUAGCC
Messenger RNA from Daldinia decipiens, 1906 nucleotides. RefSeq names its product FAD binding domain protein. Gene Ontology annotation, molecular function: FAD binding. Lineage: Eukaryota; Fungi; Ascomycota; Sordariomycetes; Xylariales; Hypoxylaceae. The coding region runs from base 250 to 1608 and encodes 452 amino acids. The transcript is spliced from 4 exons. The record is from RefSeq and is a predicted model, not a curated record.